Danio rerio (zebrafish) is the source of this 1524-nucleotide messenger RNA. RefSeq names its product peroxisome proliferator-activated receptor gamma (gene pparg). Gene Ontology annotation, cellular component: nucleus; cytoplasm. Gene Ontology annotation, molecular function: DNA binding; nuclear receptor activity; DNA-binding transcription factor activity. The record is from RefSeq and is marked validated. NCBI's taxonomy places the organism in Eukaryota, Metazoa, Chordata, Actinopteri, Cypriniformes, Danionidae. Gene Ontology annotation, biological process: regulation of DNA-templated transcription; DNA-templated transcription.
ACACAUCUACAGUAGUGCAGUCAUGCUGCACAGGCGCUUCAGUGUUCAGAAAGCUUCACUCUCCGCUGAUAUGGUGGACACGCAGACGUUUGGCUGGCCCGUGGGCUUCGGCCUGAGCGCUCUGGAACUGGAGGAGCUGGAGGACGACACGCACUCGCUGGACAUCAAGCCCUUCUCCACGCUCGACUACAGCAGCAUAUCAGGCAUCGACUACGAGAACAACCCAACACAGAACGACCCAACCCCGCACAUGAUGGACCUGACGCACAUGUACAGCUACAGGACACAGGAGAACUACAGGACACACGAGCCCAUCUACAGGCCAGAACACAGCAGCUACAGCCCUGAGGAGAACACAUACAGAGCACAGCAGAUACAGAACUCGAUCAAGCUUGAGCCCGAAUCUCCUCCACAGUUUGCAGAGAACAGCGUUUCAUUCUCCAAAACUCCUGAAGAUCCGUCUUCAUCCUCACUGAACAUCGAGUGCCGAGUGUGUGGAGACAAAGCUUCGGGGUUUCAUUACGGCGUUCACGCCUGCGAGGGAUGCAAGGGUUUUUUCCGCAGGACGAUUCGCCUGAAGCUGGUGUACGAUCACUGCGACCUGCACUGCCGCAUACACAAGAAGAGCCGCAACAAGUGCCAAUACUGCCGCUUCCAGAAGUGCCUGAUGGUGGGCAUGUCACACAACGCGAUUCGCUUCGGUCGAAUGCCGCAGGCUGAGAAGGAGAAGCUGCUGGCCGAGUUCUCCAGUGACGUGAACCACAUGCACCCGGAGUCUGCAGACCUGCGCGCGCUGGCCCGACAUCUCUACGAGUCCUAUCUCAAAUACUUCCCUCUGACCAAAGCCAAGGCCAGAGCCAUCCUGUCCGGGAAGACCAGCGACAAUGCUCCUUUUGUGAUCCACGAUAUGAAGUCUCUGGUGGAAGGCGAGCAGAUGAUCAACUGCAGAUACAUGCCGCUCCACGAGCACCGGCGCUCAGAUCUGGGCAUCAUGCAUGAGGUGGAGCUGCGCUUCUUCCACAGCUACCAGUCCAGAUCUGCCGAGGCCAUCAGCGAAGUCACCGAAUUCGCCAAGAGCAUCCCGGGGUUCAUCAACCUGGACCUGAACGACCAGGUGACGCUGCUGAAGUACGGGGUCAUCGAAGUGAUGAUCAUCAUGAUUUCUCCGCUCAUGAAUAAAGACGGGACCCUGAUCUCCUACGGACAGAUCUUCAUGACCCGCGAGUUCCUCAAGAGUCUGCGCAAACCCUUCUGCGAGAUGAUGGAGCCCAAGUUCGAGUUCUCCAUCAAGUUCAACAUGCUGGAGCUGGACGACUGCGACAUGGCGCUGUUCCUGGCCGUCAUCAUCCUCAGCGGAGGUAUGCAGGAUCUGUACUAGAGACACAUAUACACACACAAACACACACACACAAACACACACACACACACACACACACACACAUACAUGCAUACAUACAUACAUCAUGCGGGAUCUGUACUAGAGACUCAAAUACACACACAAACACACACACACACACACACACA